Messenger RNA from Mycena indigotica, 1962 nucleotides. RefSeq names its product alpha-1,2-Mannosidase. NCBI's taxonomy places the organism in Eukaryota, Fungi, Basidiomycota, Agaricomycetes, Agaricales, Mycenaceae. The transcript has 10 exons. Gene Ontology annotation, molecular function: mannosyl-oligosaccharide 1,2-alpha-mannosidase activity; calcium ion binding. The coding region runs from base 1 to 1962 and encodes 653 amino acids. Gene Ontology annotation, biological process: N-glycan processing; carbohydrate metabolic process. Gene Ontology annotation, cellular component: membrane; endoplasmic reticulum. The record is from RefSeq and is a predicted model, not a curated record.
AUGGCGGACCCACCGUCUCCGCCCCCAGCGGCGGCCACCCUUCGACAACGACGCGCGGCAGCGCCUUCUGAAGACGAGCCGCCGGCGCCAGAGCCCGGGGCAAUCCCAGAGUCGAGUCGGGGAGCAGGACGGGCAGAGCCAAAGCCCAUGAAGGGAACAUUCAACGUCAUCCUGGGCCUCUACCUUCUCGUUGUAGUCGCCGGUUUUGCUGCGCUGGCCGCUGGUGCGGGAGCACUGCUGUACUAUCAGAAUCCUGGCGACUACUUCCGCCCGACCGUAAAAGCAAAGGAGAGUCCGUCGUGGUUUUCGUCCCCGGAUAAGGAGUGGGUGGUGGACUUGGGCGCGGAUGCGGAGAAGCGAGAAGCCGUCGUGAAGGCUUUCAAGUAUGCUUGGAGGGCAUAUGAACGCGAUGCGAUGGGUUCGGACGAGUACCAUCCCCUCGCACGGAAGGGGAGUAAUUUGACUUCUGCUGGAGGAAUCGGAUAUAUGGUCGUUGACGCGUUGGAUACGAUGAUGAUCAUGGGUUUGGACGAGGAGUAUGCUAGGGCGAGGAGGUGGAUCGAGACGAAGCUACAGUUUGACAGGGACGCCGAAGUUAGCGUGUUCGAGACGACGAUUCGCGUCCUUGGUGGGCUGUUGUCCGCGUACCAUCUCGCUUCAAAACGACUCCAUCCGUUCAUCCCGCCAUCCGACGCCGCACUCUUUCUCAACCAAGCUGAAGACCUCGCAUCUCGACUUCUUCCGGCCUUCUCGACCGCGUCAGGUCUUCCAUUCUCCUUGAUCAAUCUCCACAAGCGGGUGGGCGUGCCGGACAGGGAGAACCGUGGGUUAGUUAGCACGGCAGAGGCAGCGACCCUGCAACUCGAGUUCCGUUAUCUGAGUUGGGUGUUGGGUGAGGAUGAGUUCCACGAAAGCAAGAGCAAUGUGCGUCCAGAGCAAUACUGGGAGAAGGCAGAGCGGGUGAUGAAGGUCAUUCGGAUGGCGCGAGCUAAUGGCGGACUGGCGCCAAUAUUUAUGAAUAUCGACGCAGGCAAAUUCGUCUCCUCUGACAUUCGGCUGGGCUCGCGCGGGGACAGCUACUAUGAGUACCUCCUGAAACAACACCUCCAGACGGCGUCGACGGAACCGAUCUACCGCGACAUGUACACCACCGCAAUGAACGCCGUACACCGGACGAUUUUCGUCCGCGGGCCUCUCACGGGGAUGCUCUUCACGCAGGAGAUCCAGUCCAAACGCAAUGCUCAAAGUGGGAUGAGUUGGGUGCGAGUUCGGAAGCAGGACCAUUUGGUAUGCUUCCUUGCUGGGGAACUCUUGUUGGGGGCGGUAACUGUGCAUCGGGCUGCCGGCGUCAAGAAAGUUUCGAUUCCACCGCGAGCAGAGGAGCUGACGGAGGAGGGGAGGCGAGAUUGGACCGCGGGCAUCGAGUUGCUGGAGACAUGUGUGGAUACGUACCGGACACCGACGGGACUGUCCGCGGAAAUUGUGCACUUCCGCGAAGCGAUGGACAAAAGCGCGAAAAAUGGGGACCGGGUUCGGGACUGGUACAUCAAGGAUGCCAAACCUCCCGGUAACCCACCUGUCUACGACGCACGCUACAUUUUGCGGCCCGAGACCAUCGAGUCGCUCUUCGUUGCCUGGCGGCUGACCGGCAACCCGCGAUACCGCGCAUAUGCAUGGCGGAUAUUCCAGUCAAUCGAGCGCGAGUGUCGGCUCCCCAGCGGCGGCUACGCAGGCAUCAAGAACAUUCUCGACGCACGCCACCACGAGGAGCAGGUCGCGCAGCGUGGGGCCGAACGCUGGGAAGACAAGAUGGAGACGUUCUUCGUCAGCGAGACGUUGAAAUACCUGUACUUGAUGUUCAGCGAGGCGCGGUUGCUGCCCUUGGACGAAUAUGUCUUCAACACUGAGGCGCAUCCGUUCCCGAUCUUCGAUCCGGGUCCAAGGAUCGGCACCGGGCUGUGA